GGUUUAUCCUCCCACUUUGCUCGUCCCCGCCAAUUCGAUGAUCCCCAAACCUGCAUGCGUUGCUCACCGCCUCUUCGCACUUCCACUCGACCUCAACCCAAAGGUCGGCACUCUCGAUUGUGCUCGCCUUGAGGCGGUCACCCUUCGUAUCUCUUCUCCUCAGGUUUCUCUCCGUGUCCUCCUCUCGUCAGCUUCCAUUCUGUCUUGCUUCACGAGGCCAGCAAGACGACCUUCCUUCUCGAGACGCCUUUCCUCCUCUCAGCACACUCCUCCCACGAGUGCUGACUGUCUGACAAAUCCUCCAGUAUGGCGGGCAAUAUCGCCUUGACAAGCGAAGACCUGGCUUAUGACCUCGACGCAAGAAGUGCUUCCUACCUGCAAACUCAGGCAUGGCCGAUGCAGAUGCAUCAAGUAGCUGCAGCGAGGCCGGACUCGAGAAGGCACAUUUCUCCCAUACAGACCAACCAUCAUGGACUGCGGCAGACAACAAUGGCAGAGCACCCUAUGCUCGAGACGUGGAGGAUUCAACAGCAGCAGGCGCAACAACACCAACACAAUGUCGACUACUCAUGUCAACAGGCUCAAUACCAGUUACAUUAUGACACACACUUCCACGGUCUCCCUGUACAUCCUGCCCAGUUAGCCAUGAUGCCAGUCUCGCAGGCUCCCCUCACGUCGGCUCUUCCAGUUGACCAGUCUUACCUCCCUCUUGGAACAGGCAUUGAAGGUAUGCCACACAACUGGGCAGACUUUCAGAGUGAGUUGGUAAACUAUACGACUACGGAUGUGGGACUUGCUGUUUCGCCAUACCAGCAAAUGACCAAUUCACCAACCGGAUCACAUCUAGAGGUGCUGUCGCAGCCCAGUUCAUGUGACGAGCACGGAUGGACCUUUAUAGAGCCUCGUGCUUCCUUCGAAUCUUACGAACGGCAAUACUUCGUCGACCCCAACCAAACCGUCCAUAAUCGAACCCUAUCUGAAUCAUCAUACUCGGACCUCGAUGUCAAGAAUAACGGCACUUUCCUCUCGAACCUCGAUAUCGGCCACUCUCAAGCUGUCUACUCGCCAACUAGCCUAUCUGAUAGUGACUAUGAGUAUAUGGGACACACCCAUCGCCUGUCGAUCGACCAGGGUUCGGCUCCCUCCACGAACAUCAAUCCUGCGGCACUCGUCCGCCCGAUCCCAAUCCCUCAGCCCAAGUCUUCGGCCCCGUCUAUACGAUCGCCUAGUUCUCAAGGGUCAGCCGGGUCGCCGGGUCGCAGAGCUUCAAAGAAGAGCCCCAUUGCCGCUAAGUCGACCGACAAGGUUAUGAAGAAAUCUGCACAGGGAGGAAAGGUCGAAGGAGAGAAGCGUGUUGGACGGAGAAAGGGACCUCUUCGACCAGAGCAACGGAAACAAGCUAGUGAGAUCCGGAAGCUGAGAGCAUGCUUGCGAUGUAAGUUCUUGAAGAAGACUUGUGACAAAGGAGAACCCUGUGCUGGGUGUCAGCCAUCUCAUGCUCGUCUGUGGCAAGUCCCAUGCACGCGAAUCGACAUCAAAGAAAUUGGAUACUUCUUGAAGGACUGGAAAUUCGACUACGAGCGUCAUGUCACGCUUGGUUUCUCCGUGGGCAACAUCAAGGGAUUUUCGGACACGGAAAAGACCUUGUUCAUCACCCAUGGUUAUGGACAUAUGCUGCCGGUCACUGCUCGUGAGGUGUACGUGAGGGAUGAAACAUGUCUGAAGCUGGACUGGAUCGAGGCCAAAUCCAUCACCACUGAAGGCUUCGAGGUUCCCACGGCCAAGCUCUCAGCCGGCAUGGAGGGUAUAUCGACGACGAUGCUGAGCGAUUAUCUUGACCGCCACAUCGAUGGCACUGGCACCUUUGAGAAAUUCGUUGACGACUACUUCGAGGGCACCCCUUUUCUGUCACAAAUGCUCAAGACGGCCUUCCGAUUUUACUUCAAAACGGGAUCCACCAUCAUCAAGAAGGCCCUCAAGCUGAUGCUUGCGUACAACCUGACGCUUCACAUCACAAUGGUUGAGGGUGUUCCCGCCGAGGAAUCUUUGGUUGGGAAGAUCGAAGAGCAAAGCUCCAAAUUCUACGGCAAAACAAUGGCACCGGUUAUGAUUAACUUUCAAAUCAAAUGCGCCAUGGCCGAUAUGUGGCGUGAGCUCCACAAGGAUGUCCUUGAAGAGCUGUCGAGCCUCUACUCGAGCGUGUAUAGUGGUGACAAACUCAAGAACUGGCCCACCAUCUUCAUCCUGGCUUCGGUAUUGUUGGCAGUCUGGGAGUGCAUGCAGUUCGACUGCCACUAUCGUGUUCCCAAUCCUUCAUCUGUGGACAAGUUCUGCACCGACAUGGAGACCACUCCGGUUGGCGUCGUCGUCGGACUUUUCCAGGCCAUCUCUCAGAAGCUUCCUUCAUUCCUGGAGUGGGAUACUAGCAAACACCACACCCUGUUGGCGUCGAACCCUGACGUGUGCGGUACGAUGACCGAAGUUCGGGAACAUGUUACGAGAUAUGAAAACUACCUUCGCGGGCGACCGAACGCGAAAUUCGACCGCAAAGAUUUCGACUCGCUAUCAAACAAAUUUCUGGCGAAACUCGUCAUCCGAGCAAAUUGAUCUUUACGCCCUGAUGAAAACUAGACUUGCAGAUUUUGACGAGCGACCUGAGAUGUCUUGACGAUAACACUCACUGAUGUUUAUGUCUCCUUUGACGAGACAGCUGACUGGGAUGAUUGAUGAAUGCCCUAUACGACAUUAACGACGACUGGAGAUCCUCCUCUAGCAUAAAUCUGAUAGCGACAUGCUUGCAUUUUCUUCUUCUCAUUUGUUGUCAUGAGCAUGAUCGUAUGAAAAGGUGUCUGGGGAGGCGACUCCAGGACUUUUGGUGAGGCAAUGAAGCACAAUUGAGCAUUUCAUUGCAAGCAUGGCCUCGGGGAAUACUGUCAUGCACUAUUAUCUUGUUGAGGGUGGUUGUAUGUCCACGAACAAAAUUGUUUGGCACAUAUCAGAUACAAAGAUAGCAUUCCAAUAACAACAUGACGGUACUAUGUACGUGU
Messenger RNA from Exophiala viscosa, 3047 nucleotides. RefSeq lists its product as uncharacterized. Bases 307 to 2607 code for a protein of 766 amino acids. Gene Ontology annotation, molecular function: zinc ion binding; DNA-binding transcription factor activity, RNA polymerase II-specific. Gene Ontology annotation, biological process: regulation of DNA-templated transcription. The transcript is spliced from 2 exons. The record is from RefSeq and is a predicted model, not a curated record. NCBI's taxonomy places the organism in Eukaryota, Fungi, Ascomycota, Eurotiomycetes, Chaetothyriales, Herpotrichiellaceae.